Halteromyces radiatus is the source of this 1302-nucleotide messenger RNA. RefSeq lists its product as uncharacterized. The record is from RefSeq and is a predicted model, not a curated record. Gene Ontology annotation, molecular function: translation elongation factor activity. NCBI's taxonomy places the organism in Eukaryota, Fungi, Mucoromycota, Mucoromycetes, Mucorales, Cunninghamellaceae. The coding region runs from base 32 to 1252 and encodes 406 amino acids. Gene Ontology annotation, cellular component: cytoplasm; nucleus. Gene Ontology annotation, biological process: translational elongation. The transcript has 4 exons.
AUCCAUCCAUCCAUCCAUCCAUCCAUCCAUCAUGUCUCUUGGAACUAUCUCCUCUUAUCCCGGCAAUCCUCGCACUGCUAAGGCUCAAAUUGCUGCUGCUUACAAUGGUUUGACCAUCGAACAAAAGGACUUUGACCUUCACAAGGACCGUGAUGAAGCUUUCUAUGCUAAGUUCCCCUUGGGUAAGGUACCUGUUUUUGAAAGUGCUGAAGUCAACUUGUUCGAAUCCUCUGCCUUUGGUUACUAUGCUGCUCUCCAAAAGGAAGAUUCCACUCUUCUUGGUACCACUGCUGCUGAAAAAGCUCAAGUUCUUCAAUUUGUUCUCUUUGCUGAAAAUGAAAUCAGUGCUCACCUCGGUGCCUGGAUCUAUCCUCUCAUGGGUUACUAUCCUUACCUCAAGCCUGCUCAUGAUGCUGCUAUCGAAAAGGCCAAGCGUGGUUUGGAUGCUUUGAACAAGAUCUUGUUGACCAAGACCUACCUUGUUGGUGAAGAUGUUACCUAUGCUGAUAUUGCUGUUGUCACUGCCUUAGUUAUUGGUUUCAAGACCGUGUUUGACAAGUCCAUCCGCUCUGAAUACAAGAAUGUCACUCGUUAUUUCACUACCCUUGUUGCCAAGAAGCAUUUCAAGGAAUUCCUUGGUGAUAUUGAAUUGUGUGAAACUCCCUUGAAGUAUACUCCUCCUAAGAAGGAAAAGAAGGAAACUAAGAAGCAAGAAACUCCCAAGAAGGAAAAGAAGGCUGCUGCUCCUGCUGCUGAUGAUGAAGAACCUGCCAAGCCUGCUCCUAAGCCCAAGUCCAAGUUGGAUCUUUUGCCCCCCUCCAAGUUUAUCAUGGAUGAAUGGAAGCGUAUGUAUUCUAACAACGACUCUGAUGUCGCUAUGAAGUGGUUCUGGGAACAUCAUGAUCCUGAAGGUUACUCUCUCUGGAAGGUUGAUUACAAGUACAAUGAUGAACUCACCUUGGUCUUCAUGUCUAACAACUUGAUCGGUGGUUUCUUCGCUCGUUUGGAAAUGGCCAGAAAGUAUGCCUUUGGUUCUUUGGUGGUGUGCGGUGAAAACAAUAACAACACUAUCUCUGGUUACUUCCUUAUCCGUGGUCAAGAAGUGCCUUUCGAAGUGUACGAUGCUGCCGAUUUCGGUUCUUACAACUUUGUUAAGAUUGAACCCUCCCAAUACGAAGAAAAGAAGGAAGAAAUCUACAAGUACAUGGCCUGGGAAGUCGAAGGUUUCGCUGAUGGCAAGAUCUUCAAGUAAACAACCGGAUAUAUUCUUUUGACUUCUCCUCCUAUCGUUUAGAUUAGACU